AUAUUCAUUCUAUACGUCCUCAACAUUUUGAAUUCCAUUCUCUCUCUCAAAUCUUAUCUUAAUUUCUCUCCUCCUAAUUCCAUGGUGAUUUCUAAACCUUUAAUUAUUGCUUAUCUUUUCAUAUCGUCCUUUCUCGUUCAUACGUUGGUUGAAGCUAAUAAAAUGGUGAACUCAAUCGAUGGUGUUGCGACUAAUACGGCUAAGAUUCAAAAUAUUGAUUGUGGAGGAGCUUGUGCAUCGAGGUGCAAAUUAUCAUCAAGGCCCAACCUGUGCAAGAGGGCAUGUGGCACGUGCUGUGCACGUUGUAGCUGCGUGCCGCCGGGCACUUCCGGCGGCUAUGAUGCCUGCCCUUGCUACGCCAGCAUGACCACUCACGGCGGCCGCCGAAAGUGUCCUUAAAUUAUUUAAUUAUUCAAGAAGUUACUGUUACGAAAUAUCCGUCACAAUUUCUUCAUGCAAAGUCUGUUCUAUUAUGUUCAUUGUCAUCUUCAAGCUUUUCCAGCUUUGAUUAAUAAAUAAAAUUUUCAAAGAGUGUUUAAUGUAAGAAAUUAAUCUAAAAUAAAAGUUAUAUAUAGGAGAAAAACCAGAUUUUUCUCUCUUAUUUGUUAGCUUUUCCCUAUUAUGUGAGUGAAUAUACAACAGAUGUGAAUUAUAUUUUUGUA
Messenger RNA from Benincasa hispida (wax gourd), 662 nucleotides. RefSeq names its product gibberellin-regulated protein 1-like. The record is from RefSeq and is a predicted model, not a curated record. NCBI's taxonomy places the organism in Eukaryota, Viridiplantae, Streptophyta, Magnoliopsida, Cucurbitales, Cucurbitaceae.